Messenger RNA from Anoplopoma fimbria (sablefish), 3010 nucleotides. Its product is annotated as tandem C2 domains nuclear protein. Bases 69 to 1487 code for a protein of 472 amino acids. Lineage: Eukaryota; Metazoa; Chordata; Actinopteri; Perciformes; Anoplopomatidae. The record is from RefSeq and is a predicted model, not a curated record. Gene Ontology annotation, cellular component: nucleus. The transcript is spliced from 12 exons.
GAGACAACUGCACUGCCGGAUGUGCAAAGUUUAUCCUCUGAAAGUGAAAACAUCACACGGUUGCAGCCAUGGAGUGCCUCAAAGACUGCUGCAAGAAGUUCACGAAGAAGAAGGGGAGGGAGCAGGACACCCAAGUGAUCGCGCUGAAGAUGCCUCCUAAGGCGUCAGGAUGGGAGCCGGAUGGGGGGAGAAAGGGGGUCUCAGAAGACUACCUCCUGUCCAAGCUGCCUCCGGAUGGCAAAGAGGUGCCGUUCGUCCUGCCGACCUUUAAGGCCUCAUACAUCCAACCAAGAGGCUCACGCUUCCCCAAUUUACAGUCUGGGCCGCAGAGUUCAGCCCGUUGCACGUAUGCAGAGAGGAAAGCAGAGCUGCUGGGCUCCAGUCAGUUCACCUACAGCCCCGAGUCCAGCUUCCAUCAGGGUCAGCUGACCGAGUACUUCUCCCCCGGAUCGACCCGCCGAGACACACUGAAGAACAGAGACACCGGUCCACAAAGUCCAGGUUGGCCUCUGAAGGUUGGCGCCGAGCAGCGACUCAGCAGCUCCAUGUUUGAUCUGUCCAGCCCUCAGAUUCACAUGCAGCGCUUUGACUCCGUCUCCAGCGUCCUCAGCAGCACAUCCUCCAUGAUUGGCUCCAUUGAAAGCAGCCUGGACUCCAUCACCCUGUCCGGGGACGAGCGUGAGUUGGGGAAGGUGUGCGUACGAGUGAACUACCAGGAGGCUCUGGAGCAGGUGUGGAUCACCAUGGUUCAGUGUUCGGACCUCAACCUUGUUCCAGACGGAGUGGAACAACAAAAGAUUGGAUUUAAAGGGAUCAUCACCAUCCCUAAACCGAUACAGUUCAAAAGCUCAAUCAAGGACUACUGUCAGGAUGUUUCCUUCAUGGAGACCUUCGUGUUUGCGCUGCGUCUCCAGCAGUUGCGCUGCAGUGCUUUGGUGUUGCGACUUCAGACACACAGCUCAAAGAAACGUACGGUGGCUGAGUGCGUCCUCUCCCUACGACAGCUCGGCCCUGAUGAGGCAGAGCACUGGCUCGAGCUCAACCCUCCGUCCAAAUCCUCUGUGUGCCACGCUGAGCUGCAUCUCACAACCUGUUUUCAACCAGUCAACGGACGCAUCCAGCUCCAGGUCCUCGCCGCCCAAAACCUCCCAAAAUCCUCCUCACCGCUCACCCAAGCCUUCUUCGUCAAAGUGGAGAUGCAGCAGUUGGGGCGGGUGGUGAUGAAGAAGAAGACUCGCAUCCUGAAGUCCUCGGGGGGGCAGUGUAAGUGGGCGGAGACUUUUCACUUCCUCUUGGCCUCGUUAGACCACGCCUGCUCGCUGACGGUCAAACUCUACAGCCGGAGCUCGGUCAGGAGGAAACAGUGUCUUGGACAGGUUCAGCUGGGAUUCGACAGCCUUGUCCCCGAAGCAGUGGAGCUGUGGAAGGACAUGAUGGCUCACCCAGAGAAAGUUGUGUCUGCGUGGCAUCGGCUGAGCACUGUCUGAACCUUCUCUCCGAACGUCUUCUCUACAUUACAUUACAUUACAUUACAUUACAGUCAUUUAGCAGACUUACAAUCAGUAGUAUGUUACAUAUCAUUCACCCAUUCACACACUGAUGACAGUGCCACCAUCAGACUCUAACUAACAUUCAUGCAACAUCCAGUCCACACCGAUGGCAAGCCUUCGGGAGCAACUCUACACUCUACGGACGUGAUGCUCUCGUGAUGCAGGUCCAGCUGUGCCCGCUUUCCUCUCCACAGCCGGACACAGUCGCCUCCGACAGACCGGACUUUAAACUACUGAACGUGCUCUGAACGCCCUCAGACGCCAGAUUCCCACUGUUCAGGUGCUCGGUUGUAAAUAGGGGUUUCGAACAAAGUCUAAUCGCUGGAAGUUUCUGGGGUGGUUUUUUGUGUGUAGAUAGAAUUAAGAAAAAACUGUAGAGCAUUUUGCUUAACUGACAACAAAGUCAGCUUCAUAGCAUUUAGUUGUAUAUAAUGCUGUAUAUGUAGCUCAGAUGCCUUUUUAGGGAAAAACUUGUCACUCUGUUUCAGUUAGAUAGAAGGUUUACAAGCAGAGAUAGUCACCAUAAAGCCAAAAUCACUGUAUGUUAUCAGUCUGUAAAUAAGCCCCAUUUUAAAGGAUAAGCCUGACGAUAUUCUAUACUUUUCUUAUUGUCAACAAACUUAUAAACAGAUCAAAACUAACACUCAGUAAGUCCAUUUCUGUGAACUUUUUCAGCCUCAUUGGUUCCUACUGAAGACAUAAAAAUCUUUGAAUACUAGUCAUAACAACUGUUUCAUUUUUUUUUAAAAGGCUCUGUAAUUUCCUAAAACAGCUAAGCACUAUUGUUCAGCAAACAUUACUUAAACCUGCAAUAACUGAAUGUUUUGGCCACUUGUUUGCUGUUGUGAACCAAUAUUAUCAUCAUCUUUUAAGUUGAUAUUGCAACUUGUCAGCAAACAGUUGUGAACAUAAAUCCAAUAUUCAAUCUCUUUUUUAGCUUUGUUUUGGUCUCCACCAACUCCUGAGGGAUAAAUUUGACUCUUAACCUGCCAAAUACUCCGCUAUGUUUGCCAGCUAGUUGCUAACUGCGUCUGUCUGCUGUCUAGUGCUAAGAAGAUAGGUACAGUGGGUUAUCUGAAGACAGUCGAUUUACCAUUUUUAGCCGCUUUAAACAGGAGUAAAUAGUGUUUUCAGGGACUAUUUUUAGAUGAGGAUUAAUAGACAUUUGGUCUGUUUAGGGAGUGAUAUGUUUAAAUAGUUUUUGGACAACAAUGAAUUGAGAAAUCAGCGAUAUAUGACUUUGUAGUAGAAUCAAUUCACUAUUGGUUUUGGUCCUUUCAUGGUAUUUGUUGACAUUAAGAGAAAUAUAAGUAUCACCCAAUUCUUACUUUAGUUCACUUCAUGUUACUGUACAAUACAACAAUAUCAAACCUUAGCUGUACGCUUUUGAUGAAAGCACUUUAUUUUUUUAUGUAUUUAAUGUAUUAAUGUUGAAAGUUUAGUGAUUAAAAGUAGAUGUU